Sinocyclocheilus anshuiensis is the source of this 1169-nucleotide messenger RNA. Its product is annotated as C-C chemokine receptor type 6-like. The record is from RefSeq and is a predicted model, not a curated record. Gene Ontology annotation, cellular component: external side of plasma membrane; membrane. The transcript has 2 exons. Gene Ontology annotation, biological process: positive regulation of cytosolic calcium ion concentration; cell chemotaxis; immune response. NCBI's taxonomy places the organism in Eukaryota, Metazoa, Chordata, Actinopteri, Cypriniformes, Cyprinidae. The coding region runs from base 105 to 1169 and encodes 354 amino acids. Gene Ontology annotation, molecular function: C-C chemokine binding; C-C chemokine receptor activity.
CAUGUGAACUGUUGAAAUAUUCCUCUCCUCUCAAAUCAGUCAAGAGAAAGAGACAGUAAGAAGGACUUUAAAGAAGAGGCCGCUUUGAGGUCAGUCAUACAGUUAUGAAUGAGUUCAUGGAUAAUUACACAGAUGAUACUUAUGAUUAUGAUGAUGAGGCGGCACCUUGUAACCUGACAUGGUUCAACGAACAGCAAGUGACCAUCCCAACAUUCAUCUACUCUCUGAUUUGCACACUCGGCCUGCUGGGCAACGUUUUGGUCCUCCUAACAUACGCCUUCUACAAGAAAGCAAAAACCAUGACAGAUAUCUACCUGGUUAACGUGGCACUGGCGGAUCUGCUGUUCGUCAUCGCCCUUCCACUGAUCAUCUACAAUGAACAGCACGACUGGGGCAUGGGCACGUGGGCUUGUAAGUUUCUGAGAGCAGCCUACAGCAUCAAUGUGUACAGCAGCACGCUCCUGCUGGCCUGCAUCAGCGGCGACCGCUACAUCGCCAUCGUGCAAGCCAGACGAUCAGUUCGAAUUCGAUCGCAAGCUCAGGUGUACAGCCGUCUCAUCUGCUUGGUCAUUUGGCUGCUCGCUUUUAUCUUGUCUCUACCUACGCUUAUAUAUUACCAGGAGGAAAACAAGGAAUGCAUCCUUAACUUUGAGGAGCACAACCUUGCCAGAAUCAUGAAAAUCCUGAUUCCGAGCAUGCAGAUGGUCCUCGGGUUCUUGGUGCCGUUGAUGGUCAUCAUAUUCUGCUACUCGUGCACCAUGGUGACUCUACUCAAAGCUCAAAACUUCCAGAAGCACAAGGCGAUCCGCGUGGUCCUGGCCGUGGUCUUUGUGUUCGUCAUUUGCCAUCUGCCUUACAACGUGGCUCUUCUCGUCCACACCAGUAAACGGUUCAGUGAGAGAGUCUGCGAGGAAGAACAGGUGACUCUGAUGACUUUGUCUAUCAGCAGGAGUGUGGCCUACCUUCACUGUUGCUUGAAUCCUAUUCUGUACGCCUUCAUCGGGGUUAAAUUCAGGAGCCACUUUUGUCAGAUCUUCCAAGACUUGCGGUGCCUGGGGAAACGGUACAUUUCGGGACGCUCCUCUCAGCAGACCUCGGAGCUGUACAUAUCAGCAAACAAAACCGUUGUUGGACAGAACCAUGAGAACCCAUCAUCGUUUACAAUGUGA